GCGGCGCGGGGGCGGGGUCACGUGACGCGGUUUAAAUCUCCCGCAGCCGAGCCGCGGGGGCGCCAGUGCCUCGAGUCGAGCGGAGCAGAGGAGGCGAGGGCGGAGGGCCAGAGAGGCAGUUGGAAGAUGGCGGACGAGGCGGCGCUCGCCCUUCAGCCCGGAGGCUCCCCUUCCGCUCCGGCCGCCAUGGAGGCCGCGUCGCCACCCGCCGAGGAGCCGCUCCGCAAGAAGCCGCGCAGAGACGGACUCGGACUCGGGCGCAGCCCCGGAGAACCGAGCGCGGCGGCCGCUCCGACCGAGGCGGAGAGUGCAGCGGCCCCGCCGGCGCAGUGGCGGGAGGCGGCGGCGGGCGCGGAGCGGGAGACCCCGGCGACAGCCGCGGCCCGGGCGGGAGACAAUGGAACGGGCCUGCAGGGCCUGCGGCGGGAGCGCCGGGCGGCAGACGACUUCGACGACGACGACGAUGACGACGGCGAGGACGACGAGGAGGCUGCGGCAGCAAUCGGCUACCGAGACAACCUUCUGUUCAGUGAUGAAAUUAUCACUAAUGGCUUUCAUUCCUGUGAAAGUGACGAGGAUGAUAGGACUUCCCAUGCAAGCUCUAGUGACUGGACUCCAAGGCCACGGAUAGGUCCAUAUACGUUUGUUCAGCAGCAUCUCAUGAUUGGCACAGAUCCUCGGACAAUUCUGAAGGACUUACUCCCAGAAACAAUUCCUCCACCUGAACUGGAUGAUAUGACACUGUGGCAGAUUGUUGUGAAUAUCCUUUCAGAACCUCCGAAACGGAAAAAAAGGAAAGAUAUCAACACGAUGGAAGAUGCUGUGAAGUUACUGCAAGAGUGCAAAAAAAUAAUAGUUCUGACUGGAGCCGGGGUUUCUGUCUCGUGUGGAAUACCUGACUUUAGGUCAAGGGAUGGUAUUUAUGCUCGCCUUGCAGUGGACUUCCCAGAUCUCCCAGACCCUCAAGCAAUGUUUGAUAUUGAAUAUUUCAGAAAAGAUCCAAGACCAUUCUUCAAGUUUGCAAAGGAAAUAUAUCCUGGACAGUUCCAACCAUCUUUGUGUCAUAAAUUCAUAGCCUUGUCAGAUAAGGAAGGAAAACUUCUUCGAAAUUAUACUCAAAACAUAGAUACCUUGGAACAGGUUGCAGGAAUUCAAAGGAUAAUUCAAUGUCACGGUUCCUUUGCAACAGCCUCUUGCCUGAUUUGUAAAUACAAAGUUGACUGUGAAGCUGUACGUGGAGAUAUUUUUAAUCAGGUGGUUCCUCGGUGUCCUCGGUGCCCAGUGGACGAGCCGCUUGCUAUCAUGAAACCGGAAAUUGUCUUCUUUGGUGAAAACUUACCCGAACAGUUUCAUAGAGCCAUGAAGUACGACAAAGAUGAAGUUGACCUCCUCAUUGUUAUUGGUUCUUCUCUGAAAGUGAGACCAGUAGCACUGAUUCCUAGUUCCAUACCCCACGAAGUGCCUCAAAUCUUAAUUAAUAGGGAACCUUUGCCUCAUCUACAUUUUGAUGUAGAGCUUCUUGGAGACUGCGAUGUCAUAAUUAAUGAGUUGUGUCAUAGGUUAGGUGGUGAAUAUGCCAAACUUUGCUGUAACCCUGUAAAGCUUUCAGAAAUCACUGAAAAACCUCCACGAACACAAAUGGUUCAUUUAUCAGAUUUGCCUCCAACACCUCUUCAUAUUUCGGAAGACUCAAGUUCACCAGAAAGAACUUUACCACAAGACUCUUCCGUGAUUGUUGCACUUUUAGACCAAGCAACAAAGAAUAAAGUUGAUGAUUUAGAUGUAUCUGAGUCAAAAGGUUGUUUGGAGGAAAAAUCACAAGAAGUACAGACUUGUAGGGACGUUGAGAGCAUUAAUGUGGAAAAUGUAGACUUGAAGGAUGUCUGUUCUAGUCCUGGAGAGAAGAACGAAGCCUCCGAAACCGUGAGAAAGUGCUGGCCCAGCAGACUCGCCAAGGAGCAGAUCUGCAAGCGGCUGGACGGUAACCAGUACUUGUUUUUAGCACCAAAUCGUUACAUAUUCCAUGGCGCUGAGGUGUAUUCAGACUCUGAAGAUGACGUCUUAUCUUCCAGUUCAUGUGGUAGUAACAGUGAUAGUGGCACAUGCCAGAGUCCCAGUGUAGAAGAACCCAUGGAAGAUGAAAGUGAGAUUGAAGAGUUCUACAAUGGCUUGGAAGAUGAUGCUGAUCUACCUGAGGGUACUGGAGCAGCUGGAUCUGAAGUUGAUGGAGGGGAUCAAGAGGCAGUUAAUGAAGCUAUAUCCAUGAAACAGGAAGUAACAGAUGGAAACUGUCCAUCAGAUAAAUCAUAAUAUUACAACCAUUGUCCAGGUACAGGAAUUGUUCCACCAGCAUUUGGAACUUCAGCAUGUCAAAAUGAAUGUUUACUUGGGAACUCAAGAGAGCAAGGAAGUCGGAAUGGUGUAAUAUUUAUAGACUGUUGAAAUAAGUUUCACAUGGGUAGGUCCAUCAUUUCUGUACGUACAUUUGUUAACACUAUUUAAAGAUACUAGGUAUCUUUAAUCAGCUGUUGGUCAGCUUCACUUUCUUUUUUUUAAAAGGUUCAUUUGUAUGAUACAUCCAUAUGUAUAUAUAACUUUGUUUUUGCCUAGCGAGUUUCAACGUUUUAAAGUUUUCAAAAAGCCAUUGGAAUGUUUAAUGUAAAGGGAACAGCUUAUCUAGACCAAAGAGUGGUAUUUUCACACUUUUGUUUGUAACAUUGAAUAGUUUGAAAUCCUGAAUCUCUGUUCUGCUGAACUUUUAUUUAGCACAGUACCUAUUUUUAAACACUGGCAUUUUCCAAAAUUUGUGGCAGCUAACUUUUUAAAAUCACAAACGACUUGCAAUGUGAGUAGGAGUUCAGCAUGUGGGGAGCACUCAGUUAUCUGUGCUUUUUAAAGUCAGAUGUGGUGCUAAGAGUUUCGGGAGUAUUUGCUGAACUGAAGACGGCUUCUGUACUUGUUGCAGACAUGUAUUAAUGUCUAAACAGGCUCCUAAGACUAACCUGAUAAAUAAAUGCUUGGAAAUGUUUCAGUGCCUGCCUAGAUCCCCUUAGUUUGAAUAUUUGCCAUGGUUUAAAUACCUAUCACUGUGGUAGAGCCUGCAUUGAUCCUUUCCCACAAGUAUUAAACUGCCAAGACAUGAAUAUGCAAAGCCUUUCUGAGUCUAAUAAUGGUACUUGGGGAGAGUGUAAUAUUUUGGACUGCUGUUUUUCCAUUGAGGAAAGCAACAGGCCUCUGAUUACAGUUCCAAAGUAGUAAGAGAUGAAUUUUUUAUAACUCAACCAGAAAGUACAUUGUCUCCUGUUGAGAAUUUGGUGUAAUGACUACCAAACCAUUAGCCUAGUAUUAUGGAGAUGAACACAGUGUAAGUUGUAAUAGCAGAAUAGUUCAUGAAUGAAAAUAGUUCUUAUUUAUUUAAAGGCUUAGCCUGCCUUAAAACUAGAGAUCAAUUUUCUGAACUGCAGAAGCUUCUCGCCUUUCAAAGGAAGUUCAUACUUUAUUAAAAACUUUGCAGUCAACAUUUACUUUACAGACUUUGAACAUGACUCCCAAAUUUAAGUAUUGCUAUGUUGGUUAGUAUUUAUUACAAUAAAAAGGGUUUGACAUAGAGCUGUUCUUUAUGCAUAAAAUACCCACCUAGGACCAUUACUUCCAGAGGAGAAAGCUGUUGAGUGGCUCCUUUCCGUACCUAAGAGAUUGCAAUCUGAAUUUAUCUGGCUACACUGAAGAAUGCGGUGUACUUAGUUUUCCAUUUGCAUGAUGUGAUUGUGCUAGAGAUGAUAUUUUAAAUUGAAAAAUUUGUUUUAAAUUAUUUUUACAGUGAAGACUGUUUUCAGCUCUUUUUAUAUUGUACAUAGACUUUUAUGUAAUCUACUAGCAUAUGUUUUGUAGACUGUUGAAUGACUGGACUAUCUUCCUCCAACUUUUGAAAUACAAAACCAGUGUUUUAUACUUGUAUCUUGUUUAAAGUCUAUUAAAAUUGUCAUUUGACUUUU
Nannospalax galili (Upper Galilee mountains blind mole rat) is the source of this 3995-nucleotide messenger RNA. It is a transcript of the gene Sirt1, whose product is annotated as sirtuin 1. Gene Ontology annotation, molecular function: NAD+ binding. The record is from RefSeq and is a predicted model, not a curated record. NCBI's taxonomy places the organism in Eukaryota, Metazoa, Chordata, Mammalia, Rodentia, Spalacidae. The transcript has 9 exons. The coding region runs from base 127 to 2310 and encodes 727 amino acids.